GUGAUUUGGACCGGCGUUUGGGCAGCGUCCUGGCGGCGGCCUUCAACGACCAGGACACUUUGCACGGCCGUGCCAAGCUGUUGGACGCCUUUGAGGGUCUCCUGGAACGACCCGUGAUCCAAGCGGAGUUGGUCAGUCGACAGAAGGUGCUUAUCGCGCAGUAUCGACAGGAUGUGGAUGAGAUCCAUGCCAAUUUUAGCUCCAAUCAGGAGAAGGUUGACACCUGCGAAACAGGCAGAGCCGACUACAAUGCACCCAUCUUCUCCAACCUGCCUCCUGUGGCGGGCGCGCUGUCAUGGGCGCGCAGCUUACGAACGCGGUUGCAGGAGCCCAUGCCAAAGAUCCUGGCCUACAACGAGUUGAUGAAAGAAGUGCCCGAAAGCUUUCGCGCUCGGGCCCUCGGGGUUUCUGCUGGGUUUCCAUGCUGA
Messenger RNA from Cladocopium goreaui, 428 nucleotides. The record is from the annotation of a GenBank genome assembly. NCBI's taxonomy places the organism in Eukaryota, Dinophyceae, Suessiales, Symbiodiniaceae.